CUCCCUCCCCAUCGAAGGCGCACGUACUGAGAAAGAUCUCAGCGCCUAGUAAUGGUCAAGAACCCCGAUAGCAAUGGCAUUGCCGCCGCGACCAAGGCCAGGCCCGAGAGCGUCAUCGGCGUAGGCGGAAGUAAGGCGGCAGUGAGGCAGUACAAGGGGGUGCGGAUGCGGAGCUGGGGGUCGUGGGUGUCGGAGAUCAGGGCGCCCAACCAGAAGCGCCGGAUCUGGCUCGGCUCCUACGCCACGCCUGAGGCCGCCGCGCGCGCCUACGACGCCGCGCUGCUCUGCCUCAAGGGCUCCGACGCCGUCCUCAACUUCCCCUCCGCCUCCUCGUCGCCCCCCUCCUCACCUCGCCAAGUUGAUACUCGCCACUCGGACUCUCUGACUGGCGGCAUGUCCCCGAGAUCCAUCCAGCGCGCUGCGGCAGCGGCCGCCGCGGCGUUCGACGCCGGCAUCAUCGCCAGCGUGGACGACAGGUGCUCUUCCAGCGCCGACGCCACGCCGACGCCGACGUCGGCCUCGCUGUCGACGGCGGGCAGCGCUGAUCACGGCCAGCUGGAGCACGCGACGACGUCGUCAUCUGUCGCGGCCAGCACCGGCUCGCCAGCGGAGGUGGAGGACCUGUGGACGGAGCUGGUGGACGCGUUCGCCUCGCCCAAGUGCAUGGAUCUGAUGGCCGCGGGCGCCGCGCCGUUCUCCUCGACGUGGGAGCUGGAGCCCGAGGACGACGGCGAAAUGAUGAGGCUGUGGAGCUUCUGCUAGGAGAUCAAAAGCACUAUGCAAUGUGCAUGCACAGUUCCAUAAUUUCCUUCUCCUCCAUCAUCACCACUGCAAGCUAUGUGCAUGCAUGCAUUUUUCCAAAGAUUCUUUCGUUUUCUUUGAUAAGAUCACAAGACAGAUUUGAUUGCUUGUACUGAACUGUAAGUGUAAGGAUUGCUGAGAGAACUAGAGCAUUGGAUACUUGUUGGAUUUCCCCAUUU
This is a messenger RNA of Phragmites australis (common reed), 980 nucleotides long. Its product is annotated as ethylene-responsive transcription factor ERF014-like. Gene Ontology annotation, molecular function: DNA-binding transcription factor activity; DNA binding. The record is from RefSeq and is a predicted model, not a curated record. Gene Ontology annotation, biological process: regulation of DNA-templated transcription. The coding region runs from base 52 to 762 and encodes 236 amino acids. The transcript has a single exon. NCBI's taxonomy places the organism in Eukaryota, Viridiplantae, Streptophyta, Magnoliopsida, Poales, Poaceae.